This is a messenger RNA of Drosophila melanogaster (fruit fly), 6951 nucleotides long. It is a transcript of the gene Zdhhc8, whose product is annotated as zinc finger DHHC-type containing 8. The record is from RefSeq and is marked reviewed. The coding region runs from base 853 to 2424 and encodes 523 amino acids. Gene Ontology annotation, molecular function: protein-cysteine S-palmitoyltransferase activity; palmitoyltransferase activity. The transcript is spliced from 12 exons. Gene Ontology annotation, cellular component: plasma membrane; membrane; Golgi membrane. NCBI's taxonomy places the organism in Eukaryota, Metazoa, Arthropoda, Insecta, Diptera, Drosophilidae.
ACCGACGAAAUUAUGCGUACGCUCCGCUUAUUUUUUAUUUAUUUUUUCGUAAUGCGAACCGAACGUUCGCCGCCCAUUAGAAUGGAAUGAAAAGUCGCACAAAGCCGGGAAAAGUGAAGUUAUUUACGCGAAUUGAAACUCGCAGUGCGUGCGAGCGAGAGCGAUAAUUAAGAUGAAAAUGCAGGCGACGCCGAAAUAAAAAACAAAAAAAACGUUGCAGCAACAACCAGCCGCUUCAAAAGCCAGAACUUUGAAAAGUCGAAGCUGAAUUUUCCCCGAGUUUUCCCGAUUUUCCGUUUCCCGCGAAUCUGAAAGCCGCGCUGCCGGCGUCGCUGUCUCUGCCGCCGUCGACGUCGUCGAUCCCGUUUCACGCGUCGCCGCUUCGUCUCGCCGUCUCGCUUGUUUCCCGCCCCCUCUCUCUCUGCCCCUCGCCCGACCCCGCCACCCGACCCUCCUACCAAAAGUACCCCCCCCCCCCAACCAAAAAAAAAAAUAAAAUCAUCCUUAAACAAAAUAUAAAAGAUACGAAAUAAAACAACAAACACACAGAGAGAGAGAGCGAGUGAGAUAGAUAGAUUGAGAGAAAGCCAAGUCAAGAAACGUCAUCAAGCGGCAGCAGCAACAACAACAACAGCAGCAAGCACAACAACUGCAACUGCAACCAAAACGGCAACCUCAUCAGCGACAGCAGCAACAAAAACAAAACGCAUUUCAUUGCCAAGAAGAAAAAAACGGUCAACGACACUGCAACAACAUUGGCCAACAGCAACAACAACAAAUCAGCAAUACUGAGAGACUGCACUAGCAACAACAACAACUGAAACAACAACCAACAAAUAGGAAAAUAGGAAAAUGCCCAAAUGCGAUGUGAAAACGCGCUACAUUCCUGCGACUUUCGCCUGGAUUGUGCUGCUUCUGACCACAUUUCUCUUCUUCUUCUAUCCCUGCCAGUUCUAUGUGAAGAGUCAUCCAUGGGUGCUGGCCUACCAGGGCGUGAUCACAUUCUUCGUGCUGGCCAACUUUACGCUGGCCACGUUUAUGGAUCCGGGCAUCAUCCCCAAAGCCUCGCCCGACGAAGACUGCGAGGAGGAGCUGCGCGCCCCGCUCUACAAGAAUGCCGAGAUCAACGGCAUCACCGUCAAGAUGAAGUGGUGCGUCACCUGUAAGUUCUAUCGCCCGCCACGCUGUUCCCACUGCUCCGUUUGCAAUCACUGCAUAGAGACCUUCGAUCAUCACUGUCCGUGGGUGAACAACUGCAUUGGCAGGCGGAAUUACAGAUUCUUUUUCUUCUUCCUCGUCUCACUGUCCAUUCACAUGCUGAGCAUCUUCUCGCUGUGCCUGGUCUACGUGCUGAAGAUUAUGCCCAACAUCAAGGACACGGCGCCCAUCGUAGCCAUUAUCCUGAUGGGCCUGGUGACCAUUUUGGCCAUCCCCAUCUUCGGACUGACCGGCUUCCACAUGGUACUGGUGUCGCGGGGUCGGACAACCAAUGAGCAGGUGACGGGAAAAUUCAAGGGCGGCUACAAUCCGUUCUCGCGCGGCUGUUGGCACAACUGCUGCUACACACAGUUCGGACCUCAGUAUCCCAGCCUCCUCAAUCCGAAGAAGUACGCAUCGCGUCGAUCUCAGGUGCAAAACCAGGCGAUCAGCACCAUUUGCAAUGACCGGAGCGGCCAGCAGACAGGCGCCGGGAGCGGUGCCGGCGGCAAUGGUACCGCCGCUGUAUCCGGUGGCGGCGGUGGAGUGGGCAGCGGUGGCGGUAUGCGCGGCACUGCGGUGCAGUACUCACCACGCUCCUUCUACGACGCGAGUCGCGAGAAGCGGGGAAUUCAGGUAAAGACAUAUAUGGCCGAGGGCAAUGGUUAUAAUCAACGGUCGGGCAGCACAACGCUUUACAGUAAGCUAUCGCCCGGACGAGAGUGCUCCGAUACAGACCUGGAGCCGCCGCCCGCAUCCCAGAGUCAGGACUGUGAACCGACGCCACCGCUGCAGCGGCACAACUCCAGCAGCUUCUAUCUGCCGCAGGUGAGCGAUUCUGGCGGCCUUAACGGCAGUGUUUCCACGGGCGGCGGAGGAGGCGGCGACUCGCCGCGCCACAUGCGUCUCUACCAUCCGCGUCACAGUCCGCAUGCGAGGCCCAGGGGUCUUGAUCCGCAGCGGGGCUACACGAGCGACGCCCUAUCGCCGGACCAUCCCGUUGGCUAUGGCGUUGGCGUCAAUGGAUCGCAGCAGCAACAGCAGCAGGCGCUGGCGGCGGCAGCAGCGGCGGCGGCGGUGGCAGCACAAAAUCAACGCAGCGCGACGACCACGGCCACGCCCACCAUGCAGCAGCGGAUUAAGCCGCUGGGCGUGGCCACGCCCCUCGUGAUGGCGAGUCCAGUGCGAAGUCAAUACUCAAAUUCUGAGAACAGUACUAAUUCCUAGGCUUAGCUUAAAGAAAAAAAAAAGAAACCAAAACAAUGAAGUCCAACAAGAAACAACCGAAAGAACCCAAGAAACAAAACUAAAAAAUACGAAUACCUUAUAAGUUUAUUAAAAGAGAGAGAAUAAAUAAAAGAAAAAAAACAAUACUUAAUAAGCAAAGAAGUCUGUAAGUUAAGCCCGAAACAGGAUCAAAUGAUAUCGAAAUACAGAGGGGAACAAGAGAAAAGUUAACUGAACCGGAAAUUGAACCAAAAACCGAACCGUUCCGAACCGUUUUGCACAUCUGAGAUAAACCCACUUUGUCGUCGUCGUUUCUUCCUUUCGCUCGCUCUUCGCUCUUCUUUCGACCUUCACCCGAACCACACUGAUCCACUGGCAACCACUUGAACCACUCGAACCACUCUGCAAGUGCACCCUGUAAACCGAUCCGAUCCGAUAAGUCGUUAUCCGUAGACCUACAUACUUCUACUAAAGCACCUACUUCUACUUUCUUUCUGACGCGCGAGAUCUAACCCGGGCACGCCCACUCAACCAAGACGACCCGAUUUCAUCGGACUGAACGCACAGGCGGUGGCGCAGCAGCAGCAACAGCAACAGCAGGCUGCGGCGGCUGCAGCAGCUGCCUAUUACGAAUACACCAGUGGUCUGCCGCCGCAACAUCCGCAGGCGCCCAGCAUUCAACAGCAGCAGCAACAGCUGCUUCUCCAGCAGCAGCGUGUCCUCAUGCAGCACCAGCAACAGCAGCAAGCUCUGCAGCAGCAGCAGCAGCAGCAGCAACAGGCGGCGGUACAUGCGGCACAUCCGCAACAUGCCGCUUUAGCGCAGGCGGCGUACGGUGGCAGCCCACAGAGACGCUUCCUCUCCGAGGGCGAACUGGUGCGCCAGGGUGCUGGAGGAGGCGUUGCCGGCGGAGAGUUGUCCUACGCACGAUCCAACAAUACGGUGGAUAAUAUACGAGAGCUCGCCGGCAGUCCGCAGCGCGGCGUUUACAUGUGGAAGGAUACGUCGCCGGGAUUCACCAACAACGCCGGACAGCAGCAGCAGCAACAGCAGCAGGCACAACAGGUGGUCAGCAGCGGGAUUGGCAGCAGUGCGGGCACGCUGUCCAGCAGCGGAGCCGCCGCCGGAGUGAUGCCGCAUGCCCAGUACAUGACGGCGGGCGGAGGAGCACAUCCGCUGAUUAUGACGCACUCGCGACUCCAGGACUACACCAUCCAGCAGCAGCAGCAGCAGCAGCAACAACAGGCGGCGGCUGCGGCAGCAGCCUCAUAUCAUCGCUCCAAUCCCACGAGUCCCACCACCAUGCCACAGGUGUCCGGAGCUGGCCAGAGCUAUAUACUGCGCUACGGAGGCGGCGGAGCGGUUGGAGCAGCCGGCAGCAGUGGCAGUUUAGCUAGCGUGACAGCCAGUAAUCCCGCCACUGGAGGCGGCGGCUAUCAGCCGGCAUUGCGCGGCGGAGUGGCCGUAUUUCCGCCCAAUCCUAUGGGAAAUCAGGGCGGUGGCAAUCUGCAGACGCAGCCCUCGCCACAGAUCAAGCGGAAACAGACGCCAACGCGACCCAUGAGCUUUGUGCGAGCGCUGGAGAUGGCCGACUCCAUGGAGAUGCAGUCACUGGAACAGCAGCAAAACGGUGGCAUUCCCGGCAGCGGGUCAGUGGGAAACAAUCAACAGGCGGGCGGCGGUGGCGGUGGUCACCUAAUGCAGAGCAACGCCUCCAAUUCGGGCACUCCGGAUAGAGCCAGCAUCUACGACAUGAACUACGAGAUCUCCGUAUAACCCGUGGUGGUGCCUGUGCUCCUGAUGCCACCCGCCAGCCAAGCUCCGGGGACAGCAGUCGCUGCUCCAACCGCUGCCGUUGCUCCAGCUGCCAUCGCCGGUCCACAGCCGCAGGGGCAGUUUUACAAUGCCCAACUGGAGCCGGCUGCCUAUGCCUGUGUUCCUGUCUUGCCCCUCAAACCGAUAAGCAAUGGAGUGGGAACCAAUAGUCAUCAGCACCAUCAUCAUCAUCACCAACAGCAGCAGCAUCAUCAUCACCAACGUCCGCACCAGAACAUCCACAAUCACAACCAGAUUCAGAACCAGAACCAGAACCAGAACCAGAACAAACGCAAAUUUUCAACCUUCUUUUAGGGAACUAAGGGAACUAGCCCUAGUUCGUGACCUUUUUUUUACGAAAUUAUUUGGAGUGGAGAGCAUGUAAGGGUGUAUCUAUCUAACUAGAGCUAUUUACACCAGAUGUGUGUGUAUAUAAGUUGCACUGCUGUUGUAGCUAUUGCUAAACUUUAAGUAAUUUUAUUAUGUAAUUUUUACGCUUUGUUAUUAUGAUUUAAAUUUUUUUUAAUGCACUUUGGAAGACGUUUUACACGAUCCGAUAUCGAAAGAAAUUAUUUAUACGUUUAAUGCUUUCUAUAUAUAAAUUGAUCGAUAACGAGAAAUUAGAGUGAAGAUGGAGAUAAGAAUAUGAGAUAAAUUAAACACGAGCAUGUGGAUACAGAUACAGUGCGUUUCAUGGGUGCAGGUAUAGUAAUUGGCGAAUAAAGCAAUUUGCGGAGCAAUUCACCGAGCUAAUGCCACGCACUGUAUUCGCCCUGCCGAUCUGCUAUAUCUAUUAUACAUAUAGUACACACAUAUAUGGAAACCUUUUGCAAUCAACAUGAAAAUCGCCAAAAUUUGUACGUGUUUGUGUGCGUGUGCCUGACUGUCUGUCUGUCUGUCUGUGUGUCUGUCAUGUGUGUGUUUAACAUUAGUCUUUAUAAAUUUAUAUCUAUUUAUGCCAUAUAUUGUAUAUAGGAUAUGCUACGUCAGGGCCCAGGUGCAGAGAAACUUUUGUCAUUUGUGUACAUAGGUGUAGAAGGUGGAGGGAGACGGAGGAGGAAACGAUUUGUGCUAAGUAACCAGAGAUUAUAUAAUGCGUUGGCGAAUUUAGCGAGUGUGUCCGGUGGUCCAUGAACUCCAGGAUCUGGACGAUGUCGUAUGUAUUUGCAACGGGUUGUACGGAGCAACACUCCUAAUCUAUCAUUAACUGUAAAUAGAAGCCCGUUUUGUAAGAACUACCUCCCCCUCCUCCCCAUUCCGCAGUCCAGUGAAAAGCGAAAGGUUAUGUCGUCGACCCGGGUACAGUGCGUUUCGAGGCUGUAUGUGCUUGUUUUAAUCCCCAAUCAUACGCAUUCAGCAACCUAAGGUUUCAUUCGAAGUCAUUCUGCAGGUUCAGCAAUCCACUUAGUUUCGUACUCAGGACCGCGAUUAGAACGAACGAAAUUUUGCAUUUGUCACAUUCACAUCUCUUCGCCUACAGCACCGAAACGCACUGUCCCCGGGUCGUCAAACACUCCCAGGCGAGAUUUAAUGUUUUUUUUUUUUUCUUCCUCAUUUACUUAGAAUCCGUAAGAGAGCCCUAAUCUGGAAUCGCGACUUUCGGCGCGUGUAACUUGAAUGUCGUCCACUUUAAAUCAGUUCUGAUUUUCCUGUACAUAAGUGUAAUAACGCAUGAGAAUUCUUCGGUUCGGACUACCAACUACGUAUAUGUGGUUGGGUACGCCUGCUUGCCUUUAAUAGGCCCAACUUUGUUGUUAUGUUUUUAAGUGAACUUAGCUUUUAUACUACCGAUCACCGUUGCCCUCGUUUUUCAAGUGUGUUGUUCGCCAAGUGUGUGUGUUCUUGGAUCAAUUCAAUGGCAUGUUUCAGCUCGAUUGUUUUAUUCCUCAUUGAAUGCAUAUGCAAAAUGCAAGUGGCAAAUUUCAAGCGAUAAUAUCUGUAAGAAAGUUAGCUAUAUAUAUACACGACACUCGAUCGAUCGAACGAGAGAGAGAGAAUUAUACAUGUGUAAGGCGAUCAAUCCCUAAUCCGAAUCCGACCCUCUUCCUGGCCACAUAGAUCAUGAGAAUUGUGCAAGGAUCAAAACUUGUAUAGACUAUGCAGUAAGGUGCGCGACAUAAGUGUCUGGAGCAGGCAGUUUCUUCCGUUUUUUUUUUUAUUUUAUUUUUUUAUCGAACAUUAACACUUCCAGUUGCAAGGAUCUUGGUGGCUAACUUAUACGAGUUAUACGAGGCUGUUCCCGUCACGAAUUUCGCACACCUUAUUUAACGGAUCAAGAGUAUAUAUUAUACACACGUAUAUUUAAGCGUUUUUUGCUAACACAUUAAUUCAUGAAUUUGCAACAAUAUUUAAUAUAAAUACAGAAAUGCAUAUACAAACGAAACAAAAAAAAAAAAGUGAAGAAAAAUCAUUAAAAAACAAAAGUGUAAUGUAAAAUGUAAUGUGAAUGAGAAGGGAAUGAAAUUGUUUUAGAUUUUUAUACCAAAUUUAAUUAAUGUAAAACCACGAAUUGUUUAUUUUUUUGUAUACCCCGUAAUCCCCGUCAGAAUGCGAGAAAUCCCUGCCAGAGAAAUCCUCGAGUUCGAAAUUGUUUUUUUUUUUUUUUUUUGUAUUGAAUACUUAUGUAAUUUGUAAAUUAUAUGACAAGUAAUCAAAUAGCAAGCAUAAACAGCAAGGCAAUUAAUAAACAAUACAAAUAAAAAUGCAAAACCC